AUGCAUAAGGAGUGGGCUGACUUCAAGGUAUCCAAGAAGAAAGUUGCUGAUGAUGAGAACCGUGUUGCCCAGUUAAGGACUAAACUGGAAGCUGAUCAGGCCAAGUUUGAAGCUGAUCGAAAAACUGAAGAAUGGUCCGUUGCGGGCUGGAAGAGAAAGGCUGAAGCCGAAGCUGCCCUUCUUUCCGAGGAGCGCAAGAACUGGAAGAAGAUUUGUGAGAAGGAUAAUGCCGAAAAGAUGGGUCUCCGCAACGUUAUCAAUAAUCUCAAGGCUGAGGUUGAGAAAUUAAAGAAACAAGAUGCGGGGAUCGAAAAGUUGAAGAAGGAAAAAACUGACGCUGAAGCUGCGCGAGAUGAGGCGCGUUCCGACAGGGAACGAAGUGAACAAUCAGAGGUACGUGCCUGCGCCACUCUUGCUCUUAGAGAUAAAGAGAUAGAAGAACUUACCACUUUGCUUUCUGACCAGGAACAACUCAAGAAAGAUUUGGAGCUUGCGCAUACUGAGAAAACUGAAGCCUCCCGCGGCUAG
This is a messenger RNA of Helianthus annuus (common sunflower), 528 nucleotides long. Its product is annotated as fas-binding factor 1-like. NCBI's taxonomy places the organism in Eukaryota, Viridiplantae, Streptophyta, Magnoliopsida, Asterales, Asteraceae. The coding region runs from base 1 to 528 and encodes 175 amino acids. The transcript has a single exon. The record is from RefSeq and is a predicted model, not a curated record.